AUGGUGCUUACUCGCUUCAUAACCUUGGCACUUGUGCUCGCAGGAACCGGCACCGCUCAAAUAGAUCUUGGCACCGCCUUGUCGUUUGGAGCGCUUGCAGGCUCAGCCGUAACAAAUACCGGCACUUCGAUUGUCAACGGCAACGUCGGAGUUUCUCCCGGAACAUCCAUCUCGGGUUUUCCUCCUGGCGUGGUGACGAAUGGGGCGGUCCAUGCGGCAGAUGCAACGGCAGUGGAAGCUCAAAAUGAUGCACUGGCUGCUUACAACGCUGCUGUCUCUCAGGACUUGGGCGUUGACCUGACGGGCGAGGACUUGGGCGGAAAGACUCUCACAACUGGUGUCUACAGCUUUGAUACCAGCGCGCAACUGACAGGGAACCUUGUUCUGGACGCACAGGGAAACACGGAUAGUGUUUGGAUAUUCCAGAUCGGCUCGUCUCUGACAACAAAUACCUCCGCCUCUGUGAUUCUGGCCAAUGGUGCCUCUUACUGCAACAUUUUCUGGCAGGUUGGCAGCUCAGCAACUAUUGGUACCGGCACUAGUUUUGUUGGUAAUAUCAUCGCUCUGACAUCGGGUGUCACCUUCUUCGUCGUCAUCUAUAUCGGCGUCCACGCUCUCUCCACCGUCGUCUACCUCUCUUAA
Messenger RNA from Grosmannia clavigera kw1407, 642 nucleotides. Its product is annotated as outer membrane autotransporter barrel. Lineage: Eukaryota; Fungi; Ascomycota; Sordariomycetes; Ophiostomatales; Ophiostomataceae. The record is from RefSeq and is a predicted model, not a curated record. The transcript is spliced from 2 exons. Bases 1 to 642 code for a protein of 213 amino acids.